CGUGUAUUAAGCUCCGCAGCUUUGGCGUGCUUCAGUGCGCCUCGAUACCUGUGUAUCAGUGCAACACACUUGUUCCUGCAGCAGCACGCGUCCUGGUGCGUCUAUUGCCCGUGCUGCGAGUCCUGCUGGUGCUUCAAGACGUUUAGGUCAGGAUAAACGAUACACGAAAAAUUAAUUUUUGGCCUGGUAAAGUACUAAGUACAAAGAAGCCUCGCCCUUAGAAGGUAGAACUGAUUAACGAUGCAUUCAACGACGAUAACCACUGCUGUGGUUUUAGCAACAAUAUAUGUAGUUUGUGCGGCGGAAGACCACCACAAAAGAGCUCCUUCGGGUUUCACCGGAGUCCGAGGGAAGAAGUCCAUACCGGAUUCAGCGUACUCGACCGGUAAUUCCGACAGCGACUCUAUACCAGAACUUAAGGCUGUCGACAUCGUUUCCGAUUUAGGAGCAGUCGACAAGAGAGCGCCUUCGGGCUUUAUGGGGAUGAGGGGCAAAAAGCCGUUCUCGCUCUGGGAAGGAACUUACCCGGAUGGGGUGUUCAAGAGAGCGCCCUCAGGAUUUAUGGGCAUGAGAGGCAAGAAGGACAUGGAGUUCGCCAACUACGCAGAUGAAUACAUCAAGCGGGCCCCGUCGGGCUUCAUGGGGAUGAGGGGCAAGAAAGACUACGACAGCUCAUCCAGCCAGCUCGACAAGAGGGCGCCCAUGGGCUUCAUGGGCAUGCGGGGCAAGAAAGACUACGACGAGAUCGCCGACGAGAAGAGAGCCCCCUCUGGGUUUUUCGGGAUGCGGGGGAAGAAAAUGCCGCGCCAGGCGGGAUUUUUCGGGAUGCGGGGGAAGAAAUACCCGUACCAGUUCCGGGGGAAGUUUGUGGGGGUUAGGGGGAAGAAGGCGAGUCCGGACGAUUACUACAACGUGGAUUUAGACACCGUAGGGCAGGAGCUGGACUUGAACCAGCUGAUGCUGCUUCUGACUGAGAACGAGGGGGAGAGUGAUAUUUGGAACGGCAACAAUGAAGUGGGCCAGUACAGCCAAAAGUGAAUAAUUUUUAAGUUCAAACCAACUUCUAGUCGUCAGAUUCUAGUCAGCAAACCUAGCAUAAAAUAGAAAUAUUUGUCAAUAUUGUUGCAGGAUUUUAUUUCGUUUUGAGUAAAUUGUUGUAUAAAGUGGGGGUGAGUUCAACGCUGUCAAUUGGACGAAGCCGAACCACAGGAUGCUUUAUUUUUGAAUAUUUUUGGCUUCUUCCAAUUGAUACGGCGCUAUGGUUUUUCCUUAGAGGCUGGAUUUGGAAAAAUCAGUAAAUUGUGUUUCGAUUAACUUGCAAUAAACACUCCUUUCGAUGAACCAACCUGUAAAAAUAAGUAAAGACACAUAUCAAUCGAAGACGUUUCGGUUUACCAAAAUUUUUGUUCUGUGUCACGAGUUCUUUCGAGAAAUCAAGAUGGACUAAUUCGGUGUAUAUUCAGACUUCUGUAUUGAUUCUAUUCUAUUUUAUUGUAGAUAGGAGGAAAUUAUAUUUAUUAAGUACUAAUAUAAUAGAGUAUAUUCUGUUAUGUAUAUUUACUGUGACUUAAUAAAAUUAUUAGAGUUUGAGAA
This is a messenger RNA of Tribolium castaneum (red flour beetle), 1593 nucleotides long. It is a transcript of the gene Tk, whose product is annotated as Tachykinin. Lineage: Eukaryota; Metazoa; Arthropoda; Insecta; Coleoptera; Tenebrionidae. The record is from RefSeq and is a predicted model, not a curated record. Bases 241 to 1038 code for a protein of 265 amino acids. The transcript is spliced from 5 exons.